Messenger RNA from Boeremia exigua, 1828 nucleotides. RefSeq lists its product as uncharacterized. Bases 219 to 1688 code for a protein of 489 amino acids. The transcript is spliced from 3 exons. The record is from RefSeq and is a predicted model, not a curated record. Lineage: Eukaryota; Fungi; Ascomycota; Dothideomycetes; Pleosporales; Didymellaceae.
UGCUGAUCACUUGACCGGUGGUUUGCCUCAGGCUUUCUUGCCCAUGAUUGGGUGACAUCUUUCGCGAUUCUACGACUUUCACGUAGGAAAUCUGUGCUACUGAGUUUCAUCAUUGUGCUCGGCCUGCCAGAGCUCCCAUUCCUUUUGCUAUUUUUCGACAGAUGUAAACAUUUCCACCAUGACGUGUGGGAACAGUUAGUGAUACAAACGGUAGUACAAUGGAUCCUCUCUAUGCCCCCAAACCCAGAGUGGACUCCCUCUACCCGUCGAUUCGCUCUUCAGGAACAACUGUCCGGAGUGCUGUGAGGCAAAGUCAGGCAGCUACAAAAGUCUUCCCAAUCCCAGGCAAAGAAGUGCUUCGAUUCUGGAUGCCACCGGAUCCUCGACACAGAAGGCACUACUCUUCGACCUUAUCAGCAAUUCAAGCACAUCUCCAUGCGGCGGUGGCCCCGUUUCUGCCAGAUGGGCAGGUGCCAUCGGACAAGUUGGUUUUUCAACCCAUGAUGAUCGGUAAGAACGAGCAAGACGCUAAACUCCACAUGGCGGUGCUCUGCGAGCCCAGCCUAGCCACGAUCCUCGAAGAGGCUUUCACGCAUCCGACCGUUCAAACAUAUCUCGGUAUACCUAAUUCGAACGAGUGUUUGGGAUACACGGUUAUUCCAGAGCCACACGAAGAGGUCAAUGCUCAACUUGCCAUUGAUGUUUUUAGCCAAACACGCUACGAUACCAUACACAACACAUAUUGCGGCGCACCGCUUCUCUUGAAACACCGCAAUACAAUUGAAGCGACAGAUUGCAUUCGUCAAGCUACGUUUGGUGGUAUCAUCAAAGUGAUAUAUGCGCAUGGCGAGAUUUGCUUCUACGGCAUGACAGCGGGCCACGUUACGAACGCAGUCCGACAGCACCGUCACCAGUUGUCAGUAAGCUCACCGACUGACACGGACCUUUCCAAAGAUCCAUUCAGCAUGGGUGCCUGGCUUUCAAAUGACGAUUCACUUGGCAGUCCCCUCGAUCCCGAGACGCUCCCUGGAGUCAAAGCUCAACGAACGAAGCUGUCUCACGACUGGUGUAUUUUCAAAAGCGGAUCACCUCGACGCAACAGAGUUGUGCAGUUACGUGAGUAUGAAUCUCUACCAGGCGUUGGCGAUAGCUCGGAAGAACGCGAUCAUCCAAUUCUUAUCGCCGAGAGGCCAAGCUUCAACGAUGAUGCUUCCGACCCUGUGCUAGUACUAGGUGCUGCUGCUGGCACCCGCCGUGGAAUCUUAUCUGGUCUACCGGCUAGUAUAUUCAUGGCCAGUUGUCAGGCUUUCGUGUCGGUCUACGUGCUGCAGAUGAGUGGCGAUCACAAAGUCGUCAAAGGCGAUUCAGGUGCGUGGAUUCCUACGUCGUACCGGCUAAUGAUGCAUUCGAAAACAUCAGAGAGUGUUUGGGUGCCGUUUCUGUCACACUGCCAACCACGACUGAUCUGUCUUUUGGUCCAACUGCUCGACUUUUGCCCACACUCACGGCCCACCAUGACCAGUCCGAACAGCUGGAUUUUCCGAAAUCACAUGGGCUACUGUACAGAACCAAAAGAUGGAGUGCUUCGUUCUCAAAGUAUCGAUCAGUCAGUGAUAGGCCUUUUCUGGAAAUCGCCAAGGCACUCCACACAAACAGAAGUAUCCUCGAGACUUUUCUUCUUGCAGUAGAUGGGCCCAAUCCCCUUUGGAAGGUCAAGCACGAGCAGGCUUUCCUCGAAGAUCCUAAGCAGCAUGUGUCUUCGUCGCAUAUGGUGCACUUGGAUGAAAGACACAGCGAUAUUUCUGAUCGAUCUACGAAAUGGAUCAAU